CUAGAAGGAGCUACACAUUUGCGACUUUGACUCGACCCUCCUCUCUAACUUCGUCAAUUUAACUUUACUACCCAGACAGCACGGUGCUAUAAAGUAUUUUUUGUCGCUGACAGAAAUUUGAAGGUCCUGUUUAUAGACUGCUAUAAGGAACUUGACUUGAAAAUGGAAGUGGACGAUCAGGAGUUGCUUUGGUGUAUAGAUUGCAUGAGAUGUCAUGGUCCAGAAUGCCCUCAACAUGGUGAAGUAAUCUUCAUCAAAGAUACACCAACUUUAUCCCGGGCUGUAGCCUCAUUGCCAACUAGCCUGUACCUUCAAACCAUUGAAGGUCAGCGCCAGGUAGUUGCUAAAGGGAACAUAGCUCGAAGAACUCAAUUUGGUCCUCUUGAAGCAACUGAGAGUACGAAGGAUGACGAAGGUACUCAAAGUGGACUUAUCCUCAAGAUCUUCAAGAAAGAUGGAGAAUCCGUACUUCUGGACACAUCGGAUGAAAUGAAGUGUAACUGGAUGUCUCUUGUUACUAAGGCAACCGAGGAAGCUAAUCAGAAUCUGAUCGUCUAUCCAUACAAAGGUGGUCUUUAUUUUACAGUCAUAAGAGACAUUGUUGCUGGAGAGGCGCUGAGGGUUUGGUAUGCACCUCAUUAUGCAAUCCAAUUAGACCAACCACUUUUGAAAGAGACGGUUCCUUCUGCAGAGACGGUUCCUUCUACAGAGACGUCAGAGACUGAUGUGUUAGAUUUACUCAGAUCUCCAGAGAAGGCUCAGGACAUCUCAGGCUCUGAUGACCAAGUACCAAACACAUCGACUGAAAAACAUUGCACUGCAGUUGAAACUCCACUGAAAAAAUCACCCAAAAAAUCGCCAAAAAGUCAGCGAGUUAAAAAAAAACAUCGGAGCAAAUCUGAUCGUAGGAAACAGUCUAAGCCUGGCAGGAAAGCACGUAAACGAAUAAGCCCCAAGAAAACCAGCCACUUUGGGAAAAGGGAGACCAUGACUGAUGAGGAAUAUAAAUUAUUACAAGAUCGGAUCUGGAGGGAAAGUGUUCGAUCUUGCCAUGAGUGCUCAUUGAUUUUAGAUUCUACAGACCAACUACAACAUCACAUCAAGACAGAACACCAGCAAGAUCCAGUGCAGUGUCCACAUUGUGUUAAGAUCUGUCUGACAACACAACACUUAUCACAACAUAUAGAGAGCAUUCACAAAGAGAAUGAGGUGACUGAUGGUACUGAAGAUGGCAACCUUGGCUGCCCGUUAUGUGAUAGGUAUUUGUCUACAACUCAUGCACUGCGUCUACACCAUCAGCUUUUACAUACAGAGAACUUUAGUUGCACUUCGUGCAAGGUUACAUUUUGGAAUCAGACCAAAUACCUUUUACAUGUCAAAGAUCAUAAAGUACAAACCACAAAGAUGGAGUCAGAUUCGACAUAUUCUUGCGCUGAGUGUAGCAGGGAAUUCUCAUCUUCAACAGGAUUAAGAAUUCAUGAAGCUUCUGUUCAUAUGGAAAAAGUCUGUUUGUGUGCAUAUUGUGAGUACAGUGCACUUACAAAGUUGACACUGCAUGAACACAUACUAAGUAACCAUCCUGAAAACAAUUUAGGCAUACCAGAAUCACAAAAGUUGUAUUGUGAUAAGUGUAAUAGUGUCUUCUUACGUCGUGGGACACUACACAGGCAUCAACUUAAUCAUAAAAAGGUGGAAUUCAAAUGUGAGAAAUGUGACAAAACUUAUCGCCGAAAAGACAGCCUGAAAAAGCAUAAUUGCCUGACCACACGGAUCCGCACUGUAUCGGUUGAUCGCAGUGUAUCCGUUCAUCGCACUGUGUCGAUUGAUACCAUGACUGAACAUGUUUGUAAUACAGCCAAUGUGUAUGAAUGCCAAAUAUGCCUGCAAAUGUAUUCCAAUAAAUCAAGCAUGAGAUACCAUACUCAAACUCACAGUGACAAGAUCUACACUUGUAAAAUUUGCAAUAAAGAGUUCCACAAGCGCUUCAGUUUUGAUAGUCAUAAGUUUCAGCAUCUACGAGUGGCUACAAAUAGAGAGGGAGUGAAGGAGUUGAUUCAAAUUGAAGAUAAAACGGAUGAGAUUCAUUCAUGUCAUCUAUGUCCAUGUCAGUUUACUAGGCUGCAACCUCUGCUUAAUCACCUACAGAAAUACCACAGUGUGACAUCCAAUGGACUGAUUUGCAUACCAUGUCAAAGAUUCUUCCCAACCCAAGAUGAUCUGGUUUAUCAUGAAACUCAACAUUACCGCGUCCCUUUGCCUGAAGAUAUUACUCUUGAUAACUUCCAUGGAUGUCCUACGUGUUGUAAGGUGUUUAUCUCCGACAGCAGUCUUCAAUCCCAUAAAGGUAGACAUGAUGAGCAGAAGAAUCAUGUAUGUGAGUUUUGUGGGAGUAGAUUUCGCCGAGCAGACGGACUGAAACAGCACAUUAGAGGCCACCAUAAAGAGCAAGCGACAUCUGUGGAAAAAGGCUCUGUAUGUUUGAUAUGCAGUAAAUAUUUCAAAGUAGCAUCCAGUCUACGACAUCACCUUCUGUUACACACCAAUCAGCGUCAUUACCAAUGUCCACACUGUGAAUAUAGCUUCAUUCAACGAGGUAACUUCAAUAGACAUGUCAUGGGCCAUGGAGUGGAGCAACCUGUUACCUGUGAUGUCUGCAAUAAAGUAUUCAAGCGAGCAGAGAACCUUCGUCGCCACAUGCUUGUCCACAAAGUUUAUGAACAUUCUUGUCCAUCUUGCAAAAAGAAAUUCUCUACUGAGCAUUUCUUGGAGAAUCACAUCAGGAAAGUCCACCAGGGUGAGGAGGCGUGUCAAUGUGAAUGUUGUGGCACAAACUUCACUGCAUUUAAUUCAUAUCGCCGCCAUAUGAGAAUGAAACACAGCAGUGUAUUGAGGCAGGACUAUGCACCUCUAACACUUAUCCAGAUGACUGCUGAAUAAGUAUGUGCAGGAUGCUCUUCAAGCGACCCUUUUCAUGAAAUAUGUAAAUUGCAUAAAGUGUGUGCGCACUAACAUUUUGGUUGGCAAAAACGAGGGAACAUCACAUUGUUUUGUAUACAGGUAAUGGAAGCGUGACGCAGACGCGAUUGUGUGUCUGCUUAGUGACAACUCUAUGGCGUUUGCCAACCAACAUGACCAACAGGGUAUGUACGCAUGCAGGAAUUUAAUUAGCAUGUUUCAUGAAAAGGGUCCAUUUCAAAUUAGAAGAAGAUUAUUAAAAUUACACAGAUUUCUUGUUAUUAAUGCAGGUUAGACACUCAGAUGUCCAAAUACUGAUUUCUAAUGGAGCAGUUUGCUGAUGGCCAACUAUCCAUUGCCUAUUAAUGUACUGAGGAAAGUAUUUACACUACUUAUUCACAAUCCAAAUGAACUUGGAAAACAGGCAUCAAGGUUGAAUGUUUUAAAGCAUUUUGACUCCUAUUGUUGUACUUUCUUAUUUUAUUUUAAUUUGUCCAUAUUUGUACUGGACUAGUUUCUUUUACUAGUUACAUUUGUUCGGCGCCCUAGAGCAUGUCAUCAUGAUUAAGGGGUUAUAAGUUUUGGUAUUGUUAUCAAAAGUGUUCAUGAGUUCAAGUUUGAAUUAUAAAAACGGACCAGAUAAAGUUUGAUAAAUGAAGUUGAAAACUCUUGGAAGAACUCAUUGAAAGGAAAUCAAGGUUAAAGGUCAAUGGCCUCGGUGACAAAUGAGAGAAGUGUCCAAAAUAUUUGGACUUAUUCUCUCCUCCAUUAUCUAAUCAAGUUAGAAAAGUGUUCAUGAAUCCAUGUUUGAAUCACAAAACCGAUCAGAUGAAGGUUUGGAAAAAUAUGAAAGGCCUUGGCAGGCGGUAAUUAAAAGAAAAAAAUCAAACAAGUUUAAUGGUUGGAGGCCUCAUUGAUACAGAGUUUUACUUUGUGACUUAAGUUCUCUUAUGGGAAAGUGUUUGUUUUUAUAAUAACCUGAUGUGUGUAUAAGUGUAGAGGUGAGACAAUUUGUACAUAAUUUUUGAAUCUGGUCAUUGUUUUAAUGGUAUACCAUUAUGUGUUUAGUAGAUAGAUGAGUUAACCUUUGACAUCUUUUUAUUUUCAAGAUGAGCUCAAGCUUUUAAAAUGUGAUGGCACAGUAACAUGUUUUUAACUUAUAAUUAUUUGCUUUUUUGUUUAAUUUAGUUGCUUUUAUGGCGUAGUAUUUAGUAUUGGGUUUCACAAAACCCAUUGAGUUUAGUUUGAGUAUUAAUUAACCUUCCUACUGUCUGACCAUUCAAUUUCCACAUGAUUUAGAAUUAUAGAUGUAUUUUGCCAUCCUUCUGUAUGAUAUCGUCAUCAUGUAGUGAAAGCUACACACAGUGCACAUAUGGGUCUGUGUACAUUACUGGUAUACUGUUCACCACCUUUGAAAGUUGAUUGUUUAUGAAUGGUUUUAAAGGCACUGGACACCUUUGGUAAUUGUCAAAGACCAGUCUUCUCACUUGGUCAACCAUUGUGUCUCCACUCAGUGCUUUACUGUGGGAAAUGCAGUACCCAGUUACAGCACUCAAGCAAUGCAGUUAACAAACCAUGUCAUAAUAAUAAUAAUAAUAAUAAUAAUAAUAAUAAUAAUAAUAAUAAUAAUAAUAAUAAUAAUAAUAAUAAUAAUAAUAAUAAUAAUAAUAAAACAGACAUUUAUCCGUAUGGGGGUUGAUUUUUGCAUGCUGUAAAACUGAGUUUUAACUCAGAGUGUAUCAAAUGAAAUCAUGAGUCCCAUGGUGAACAUGAAGAAAUGAUUCAUGUUAGAUAAUAGUUAGAUAAUUGUAUUUACUGGGCAGUAAAAGUUUACAUACCAAAACAAACUUCUUGUUUCAAGGUAAAGCCCAAAUUAAUGUUUUGUUUGUUAUAUUAUAAAUUGUACAUAAUUAAGUUUUUAGGAUUUUGUUUUCAUCUUGCUGCAUUCAGCUUAAAGAGCUAUGGUUCAAAACUCCCCUUGAAUUCCCCACACUUGGUAGUGUUAUAAUACACUUGGUAGUGUUACGUAACGAUACGUAACCCAAUGCUGUAAAAUUAUGCACACCAAAUCAGUGUCUCCAGAUUUGUUGGAUGACAAGCUGUGAGUGUUGAAACACUUUUUCUUCAAUUAACCUCUACUUUAUUUCUGGUUAAGGUCAAGAAAAGGUAUUCCGUGAAGCUUGACCAUGGAUGAUGUGUUAGAUUAUCAAUUAAAACAGUGCGUUAAAGGCAGUGGACACUAUUGGUAAUUACUCAAAAUGUUUAUUAGCAUAAAACCUUACUUGGUGACGAG
Molecule: messenger RNA, 5248 nt
Organism: Asterias rubens (European starfish)
Lineage: Eukaryota; Metazoa; Echinodermata; Asteroidea; Forcipulatida; Asteriidae
Product: PR domain zinc finger protein 15-like
Exons: 8
Coding region: 163-2937 (924 amino acids)
Biological process (GO): regulation of transcription by RNA polymerase II
Cellular component (GO): nucleus
Molecular function (GO): protein binding; RNA polymerase II cis-regulatory region sequence-specific DNA binding; DNA-binding transcription activator activity, RNA polymerase II-specific
Source: RefSeq, a predicted model, not a curated record